This is a messenger RNA of Bipolaris victoriae FI3, 2637 nucleotides long. RefSeq lists its product as hypothetical. Bases 1 to 2637 code for a protein of 878 amino acids. Lineage: Eukaryota; Fungi; Ascomycota; Dothideomycetes; Pleosporales; Pleosporaceae. Gene Ontology annotation, biological process: intra-Golgi vesicle-mediated transport; autophagy; Golgi organization. Gene Ontology annotation, cellular component: cis-Golgi network; COG complex; membrane. The record is from RefSeq and is a predicted model, not a curated record. The transcript is spliced from 4 exons.
AUGUACGAAGGAGACUCGUGGUACAAUGCCUUCGUCCCGCGUGUGGCAAAGCCCCAGGAAAAGGGCAAUCGUCGUCGGCGGGAGAGCCUGCUCAAGCAGGAAAGCGUAAGCCCACCAUCCGCUGCAUGGGAGGCUCAGGCUGACUUCGAGCGCGCAGAAGCCAUUGUAGAGAGUGCAGAAGAAGAACGACCUGGCAAACUCAGCGGCCCUCCCCCGGCGACCGUAGCCCGACGCGCAAAAUCAUACAGCGACUUCUAUACCGUAGUGCGGGCACACUUGAAGAAGGAAAAGGCAUUGGAGAAGAAGAAGCCAAAAGAGGAUAUCAAUACAGAACUGGAGUUGGCUGAGUGGUAUGGCGGAGUCAAUGACGAGCUGCUGGAAGCCAGCCAUGAAGAGUACAGACGCUAUCAAGACCAGCUUCACAUGACGCGAAGCCACCUCCAGACCGUCAUCGCUGAUACCACCUCCACCCUCGAUAUCCUCUCCUCCCUCUCGGAAUCCUUCAAAAUUGUCGAGGCGCAGACCAAUGCGUUCCGCACAAAAUGUGAAGGCCUCAUCGAUGACCAGAAGCGCAUCACCAAGCUUGCCGAUGAUAUGGAGGAGAACCUCCGAUACUACCUAUAUCUCGAGCCUACGACUAAGCGACUCAAUGCGCCUGGCGCAGGCAAGAUUGUACGGGGCAACGAGUUUGUGGAAAUGCUGGCCAAUUUGGACAGUUGUCUGGAAUACAUGCAAGCACACCCCAAGCACCGCGAGGCUGAGACAUAUCGCUCAAGGUACCGCUUGCUGCUCACUCGCGCCCUAACUCUUAUUCGUGUUCAUUUCACCGAAGCCCUGCGGGAAAUUGCAGCAGACGUAGCGAAACGGAUAGCUGACCGGCAGCUUAACGACACAACAAUGUCUGCACUGUUGUAUGCCAAAUUCCGUGUUGGUGCGCCAGAACUGAAGAGCAUUGGCAUGGAAAUACAAAAACGUGCAGUGUUGCCCCCUGGUGCUGCUCCGGGUGCAGAAGCGGAAUAUCAGAGUCUGAUGAACGAGUUGUACCAGAGCUAUUCAGCCACCCGCGGCCGCCUCAUUCUCCCCAUUAUCACAAAAAAGAUCGGAGAGAUUGCACAAGCCCCGAGCACAUCGACUGACUUGGUCGCAUUUGCUCGUAGUAGCAUAAGCUACAUCCGUGGCAUAUGUUUCGAUGAAUGCGGCCUAUGGCGCGAGUGGUUCGAAGGCGAUGGCGGGUUGUACGACUUUCUUGAAGCCGUAUGCGAGCCCUUGUACGAUCAUCUUAGACCGCGGACUAUUCACGAAACCCAAAUACUCAAGCUAUGUGAACUCUGCACUCUAAUACAGACACGGUAUAUGGAGGAAGAGGAAGAAGAGGAAGAGGCCUCUCCGGUGGAAGCCAACAAAAUCGACUUCUCAGUCAUAGUGCAUCCCGCACUACAAGACGCGCAAAACCGCCUCGUAUUUUUAUCCCUAGCCAUCCUGCGAGAUGAUAUUGAAAGAUACAAGCCAAAGCCAGAGGAUCUCGACUACCCCGCGAAAAACAAAAAACAAGCAACCUCCGGAACAAAGUCAAAUCAACCAGCCCUAUCUGGAAAGAAGCAACCAAAGUCCGAGGGUCCCCCUACACCAUUACUGCCAAAUGCACCCACGAUUGUUGACGAAGAUGACUCUGAUGCUCGAUGGAAUUUCAACACUGAAGCUGCGUUCAAGGACUGGUACCCAACCUUGCGAAAGGCUAUUUGGUUGCUCAGUAAAAUUUACAGGCUUGUGCAUUCCUCCGUCUUUGACGACCUAGCUCACCGCAUUGUUCACAGCACCACCGUCUCGCUCACACAGGCCGGUUCACUCCUUGCUAAGUCAACAUCACCUACAGAUGCCGCCUUGUUCCUCAUUUCGCAUUUGCUGCUCUUGAAACAACAAAUUGUAGCUUUCGACAUUGAGUUCGUUACACCAGAGACUGAGGUUCAAUAUAACUUCUCCAGCGUAACGAACACCUUCUGGGAACUCCGCGCACGAGGUGGUCUUUUCAACCCGCGCAACCUGGUCGGCUUGUUGAUUCCUAAAGUCGUGGAAAACAUGCUGGACGCGAAAGCAGAAGUAGACGCCCGUCUACGUCAAGCAAUCAAUGAUUUUACUGGCCAAUUCGUGAACAGGAUGACAGCGCCGAUCGACACAAAGAACAACAAAAAGGUGCCAAUCAACGAAGCUCCCGCGCGCAUCAGCAAGAUUCGGCAGAACAUUGAGCACGAAACACCAUUUCUACGCUCAAAGCUGGAAGAAUACAUCACAGAUGCGAGGACCCGUGAAAUGCUUGUCGCAGCCGUCAUGGAGUCGGUAACCCAGACUUACGAGGACUGGUACGAUACUUCGUAUGCACCCUCUCUCAACAACCAGAACGGAUCCGGUCGGAGCGCCAAAGGCAAGGGUAGGGAAGAUGGUGUCUGGGACCCCGACAUGUUCAGUGAGUGGUGCAGUAGCGUCUUUAAAGUAGGCACACUGGGGUUGGGCAUUGCAGACAACGACCAAGAAGAAUAUGGUGAUGGAGAUGACGGUAGCGACGCUGAUAGUAUGGGUGCUAUUAGUGGGCGUACAGGCACAGAGAGAACGGGUACUACGGGCUUGAGGAUCAAGAUGUGA